AUGGGCAGCUACGAGGGAGCAUUCAACUCCAGCGUGCUGGAGCUCGUCGCUCCGCAGGAGUCCGUUGGGUUUCCCAGUGGAUACGGCGAGAAGGAGGCUGCAGAAUGGCUAGCCCGUCUUCAUGAAGAGGGUUCGGACAGGAAGGUGGCAUUCUUUGACGAAAAUCUUGCCCUGAUUCUGACCAUCCGUUUCCCGCACGACUCCUUCGAGGACGCUUCCCAGGCAAAUGCAGCGGCGAAGCCAGACCCUCCCCUGCAACUUCUUUCCUUCCUCGCGCAUCUCCAAGUCUCCUACGAAGCGUCUUACAUCUCUCCCACCGCCCCUGCCGCGCUCUCUGCAACUGCACCAGAGAUCGCGCGACCACCUGUUCCCCCCCGCACAACGUCCAUGGGUAAGAACAAGCCUGCGCUCCUGCAGGCGAAGCAGCACCCCUCCAUUUUUCCGCCGAACACUCCGCUGCCUAUCCCUGCUGCUGCCAAGUCCGACCGUAAGUACGUUCAAGCACAGGGCAUGCUUCUCGCAUCAGGCGUAUGGGGCGAGGAUUUGCUCGGGAACAACCCGUCGGCCAACUCGCAAGAUGCCUUUGCCCUCCUGUGGGCACCGGAGACGCAGGAGUGGGUAGCUGUGUAUAGGCUGUCGGUGCUCGUCUCGUUUAUGGCGACCAAGAUACCGGAUCCACUGCUCUGUCUGACGGUGUCGGCGACGCUGCGCGAGAAACCGCUCGCCAUGACCCCCUCACGUCAUGCCCUUGCCGCUUUGAUCGACACUGUAGGCGGGCUGCCGAACGUACUCGGCCAGGUCAUGUCGCCCUCGAAGGCCAACGGUCCGGACACUGAGGGGAAUACUGAGGAUGACGGUGACGACGUGCACCUGUAUGGGCUGGAAGAAAUCAAUCUCCUCGAAAACCUCAAUUUGGACCCGACCUUCGCCUCCUCGAACCUCUCGCUCCCGUCCACGCGUCUCGGGCCCAAUACUCGCGUUUCCGCAUUCUCACUUCCACCGAAGUCGCUCCCUCCCAUUGUGGAUACGACCUCUCCCUCGACCCCGACCGCCUCGCGCCCACUCACACAUGCGACGCUUCGCAAGUCGUUCCGCAAGACGAUGGCGACCGCAUCGGGGUUCCGCGUGCGGAUGCGCACCGUGUUCGUACCGUACUUCCUGCUCCCCAAGACGAGCAAACCUCCGCGCGAUGGCGGCGGUGUGGAGGACGACGUCGAUAGUGACCCAGAUGCGCUCCAGGCACGCGACCAGCGGGAGGCGGGGAACGAAGAACACACAGUCGUGCUCAGCGUGGAGAUCGAGAACGCGUACACGGACGAGCUCAGAGGCUCAUCUGCAUCCCCGCCGUACAACUUCGCCGUCGAAGACGUGGUCGUCAAGAUCGGCGGUUCGGGUGCGCGGACGGUGCUCGUGCCGUGGGGAACGGAGGACCCCGCGGACAUCUUCCCGAUACACAUCGCGCCUUCGGAACAGGUGAAUCUUCUCUACGCCGUCUCGUUCCUGCGUGGUCCAGAGGUCGACGAGUUUUCGCUCGCUGGGACCUCGGCGAAGUCGGAUCCUGUCGCGGCUGCGAUGUCGGAGAAGGAGCUACAGCGGUCGGUGACGAUCAAUAUCCACGGCCGUCCAUUCGAACGGGUAAAAGGGCAUCCAGAGGAAGAGACCGAGUCGCAAGAACAAGAGGUGCUGUCGUACCCUACCCGUGUAUAUCCCUCCCGCUGGAACUGUGUUCUCGACCUUGCCUCCCGUCCCCCACCCAUGCCUCCAGGGACGGAGACGCCCCACCACUCCGUGCUGCCCACACCCGCUUCCCCCUUCCCUUCGAUGCCAACCCCCACACCCGGCCAACCCGGCCUAUCUAUUAAUCGCUCAAACGUUCUCCAAGUGGGCUCAGCGGGCAGCUCACGUUCGUCCACCCCCGCCGUCGCAGGCAACAAGCGCUUCGCCAGCGCCUUCGACACACCCCAGACAGCGCUGGACGCGCGCGCCCAGUCAUACGCACGCAUGCCGCGCUCGCCCAUCAACUACCAAGGCGCGACCGCGAUGCUCAACCCCGCGAACCAGCCGCAAACCUCGCCCCAGCAGCAGCAGACGCAGGGAACGCCGACCCUCACGAACCCCUUCGACCGCCGCACGUCCUACCUCCCGCCCUCCAUCACCUUCGAGUCCACCUACGCCCGCUCACCGACGACCUACAACGCUCCGCAGAGCCCGCCCGCGCCCGUCCCGCCCUCCUUCUCCUCCCUCGCCGCCCCGCCAGAGGACGCAGAGCCGCGCACCCCCGCUUACCCCGCCUACCCCGGCUCGCCCCCGCCCCCUCCACCGACUCCAUACUGGCAGGCGCCGCUCGCGCAGCAGACGGGGGCGGGCGCCGUGGGCCCGAGCGUCGAGAUCCGGCGCGAGCGCGGCGGGGUGCCGCCCACGCCCGGCCCGCGCGUGGGCGGGUUCGGGAUGGGCGCGGAGGGCCCGGGGGCGGGAGCUGGUGCGGGGGCGGCGGGCGAGCCGAUCGUCGUGUCUGUGGGGCUGCUCCCGAUGCCCGCGCGCGGGGACGCGGGGGGCCGGGGGGAGCCGGGGGGGAUAUACCCGCUUGACCAGUUCACGCUGGAUAUUUUUGUGUUCAACCAGUCGUCGUGGACGCGGCGGUUUGAGGUGAGCUGUCCGGAGGAGCGGCGGCGGCGGCGGCGGCGGCGAGGCGAGGGGAACGUGGGUCCGCCUGGGAUAUUGCCGCUGGAGAGCAGGGUGCGCGUUGGGCCGCUGCUGCCGUCGACUUGCCAGUCCGUGCGGAUGGACUUCUUGGCGCUCGCGCCUGGCGUGCACUCUGUCGACACGCUCACGCUGACGGAUGUCAGGACGGGGUUCACGAUGCAUUUGAAAUCCGUUAUGGACGUCGUAGUGCUUGAGCCCCCUCCCGAGGCGGCGUCGAAGUGA
This is a messenger RNA of Sparassis crispa, 2925 nucleotides long. RefSeq lists its product as hypothetical. Gene Ontology annotation, cellular component: trans-Golgi network; TRAPPII protein complex. The transcript has 6 exons. Gene Ontology annotation, biological process: intra-Golgi vesicle-mediated transport. Lineage: Eukaryota; Fungi; Basidiomycota; Agaricomycetes; Polyporales; Sparassidaceae. The record is from RefSeq and is a predicted model, not a curated record. The coding region runs from base 1 to 2925 and encodes 974 amino acids.